CUGAUGUCUGGGUUUAGUAACGGGACAGCAGGUGCACCGUUUAUCCUGAUGUAGUCAACAGAGGAAGGCAAACAAUACUUCCACCCCUGCGUUCAUCAUCGUUAUUUCUGCUCCACGUGGGUUAUCUCGACAAGCUAGUACAUCUCAGACGAAAUUAGCUCUCGGUUAACUGAAAAAAAGAAGACGGGGGGAAGCUGCCUCUUUUAUCAAUCAGUAAGCAGCGGCUUUUUGUUCCAGUCACCAUGGCGAUAGCCACUGUAGCCACCGAGUACGUCUUUUCCGAUUUUUUGUUAAAAGAUGCCACGGAGGCGAAGUACAAAGGGGUGCGUCUGGAGCGAGCAGUGGACAAAAUAGUUACGUUUGUGGCGGUGGGACUACCUUUGUUUCUCAUCUCGCUCGCUUUCGCUCAGGAGGUGUCAGUAGGUACCCAGAUCAGCUGCUUUGCUCCCACUAACUUUUCUUGGAGACAAGCUGCAUAUGUGGACUCUUUUUGUUGGGCUGCAGUGCAGCAACAAGCUGACAGUUCACCACUAUGGCUACACAAGUUCUUUCCAUACAUCCUGCUCUCUUUGGCCAUCCUCAUGUACAUCCCUGCCUUGCUGUGGCGUUUCACUGCAGCUCCGCACCUUUCUUCUGACCUCAGCUUCAUCAUGGAGGAGCUGGACCGCUUUUAUAAUCGUGCCAUUAAACUAGCCAAGAAUCUUGCGUCAUUAGAUGGAAAGGAUGCAUCCGAAGACACCCCAAGCGCUGCUUUAGAGCUGACUGAAGGCUGCUUUAAAUACCCUUUAGUGGAGCAGUAUCUGAAGACUAAACGCUUCUCUCGCAGCCUUGUAGUUAAGUACAUGGCGUGUCGGGGUCUGACACUGCUGACCCUCCUGCUGGCAAGCCUGUUCCUCGCCUACUACAUCCUGCUGGCUUCUCUCACCGACGAGUUUCCAUGUGACCUGCGGACAGGUGUCCUGAAGAACGACAGCAUGGUGCCAUCUGCUGUUCAGUGCAAGCUUAUCGCAGUGGGUGUCUUCAGGCUGCUCAGCUACAUCAACCUGGGUGUGUAUGUGCUCCUCACUCCGUUGGUGGUGUAUGCUGCUCUUGGACCAGCGAGGCAGAGCUCCAGCUUCCUUCGACCUUAUGAAAUGCUGCCUGGAUUUGGUGCUUUGGGUGUGGUCACACCCAUUUACAACGAUCUCAGUAUCUAUUUGCUGUUUCUGCGAGAGAAUCUGAGCGAAUUGAAGUCAUAUAAGUGCCUGCAGGUGCUGGAGUUGUUGCAACAGGCUGGCGGAGAGGGGUUUGACACCAUGUGCUUGCUACAAACUCUGGGUCAGGUGAAGACUGAUGUGUUGGAUAGUCAGAAGACGUGCUCACACAAGAACAACAAAGAAACAAAAAAAGCUACAGAAUAAUUAAACUGAGGAGGUGACGAUAAGUCCUGCUGUGAUG
Melanotaenia boesemani (Boeseman's rainbowfish) is the source of this 1437-nucleotide messenger RNA. Its product is annotated as pannexin-1-like. Gene Ontology annotation, biological process: monoatomic cation transport; positive regulation of interleukin-1 production. The coding region runs from base 243 to 1400 and encodes 385 amino acids. Gene Ontology annotation, molecular function: channel activity. The record is from RefSeq and is a predicted model, not a curated record. The transcript has 6 exons. Lineage: Eukaryota; Metazoa; Chordata; Actinopteri; Atheriniformes; Melanotaeniidae.